CGACCAGUAGGUGAGAGGAGCGCAGUCCACGGUGAGCUAGCGGCCUUCUCCAGCUGACUGGAGCUAGCAGGCUGGGGCGGGACUCUGAACGCGGUGGCUGCGGACCGCGGGGGAGCGGCGCUGGGUGCGCGCGGGCAUCUGCGGGCUCGGCUGGAGCGCACAGUGAUACCCUGAGAAGAUGGGAAAGGGAUGCAAGGUUGUGGUUUGUGGAUUAUUAUCUGUGGGGAAAACUGCAAUUCUGGAGCAGCUUCUUUAUGGAAAUCAUACUAUUGGGAUGGAAGAUUGCGAAACAAUGGAAGAUGUAUACAUGGCUUCUGUGGAAACUGAUCGGGGAGUAAAGGAACAACUACAUCUUUAUGACACCAGAGGUCUACAAGAAGGCGUUGAGUUGCCGAAGCAUUAUUUUUCAUUUGCUGAUGGCUUUGUUCUUGUGUACAGUGUGAAUAACCUUGAAUCUUUCCAAAGAGUGGAGCUUCUAAAGAAAGAAAUCGAUAAAUUCAAAGACAAAAAAGAGGUUGCAAUUGUUGUAUUAGGAAACAAACUUGACCUUUCUGAGCAGAGACAAGUGGAUGCUGAAGUGGCACAGCAAUGGGCAAAAAGUGAGAAAGUGAGACUGUGGGAGGUAACUGUUACAGAUCGGAAAACUCUGAUUGAACCUUUCACUUUGUUAGCCAGUAAACUCUCUCAGCCCCAGAGCAAAUCAAGCUUUCCUUUGCCUGGGAGGAAAAACAAAGGAAACUCUAGCUCUGAAAACUAGAAAUCACCAGUUACACAAUUGUUAGCUGAACAGGGUUGCCUGUAAUUGUGAAUAGUAAGCUUAACAUUUAUAAAUAGGCCAUUUAUAUCUACCUACCUUUGGCCUUUAAGGAAGCCAUAACUUAAUAUGCUUCAGGUUAUUAUGAAAUUAGACUGCUUGAUAUGAAAUUACUUUUAUUCCUCUUUUGAAGUCUGUCCCUGAAAUUAGCACCUGUCAUUUAUGUUGUCAAAACAGUAAAAUAAAAUUGAAUAUUAUGCAUAUGUACUCCAACAUGUUUCAGAAGGUAUCGUAUUUUGUAUGACUUCCUACAAACUUUUUAGCUCAAAUAUCUUUUUUUUUACAAGUUGAUUAGUCACUUAAUGCCUAGGAAUAUGAGGCUUAACACUUUAUGCAACCAAAUUGGACCAGUAGCAAUGACCAAUUUAGGUACCACAUAGUAAUUUUUAUCAGAGAAAUCACUGAAUGAGACAAAAGCCAUAAACUGCUUUUGCUCCUGUUCCAUUUAAUAUGAGAUGGUAGGUAGUGGAAAUAGGUUUGUCAUACCCCAUAGCCUCUUUAAGAAUACAGGCUCUUCUUUAUUUUAAAAAUGACUAAUAAGGUGCAAGGGUGUAUAUAUAGCUCAAUGGCACAAGCACCUGCCUGGCAAGUGCAAGGUCCUGAGUUUGAUUCCUGGCACCAAAAAGCAAAAGAAUUAAGUAAUAGUGAGAGAAAAGCUUACAUUUCUAGAAGGAAUACUGUAUCUUUCUAGAUGCCUGGUCAAGUGCAGCAAAAUAUAGAAUACUGGGCUGUACUAUGAUUCUCUGAUGACUUUGGCAAGAUCUGAGCAAUGUGGUUAAUUUUAUUUAGCAAGUAGAUAGCAUUAAUCAGUUAACCCUUUUGACUUAAAAAGUAAGUAUGAAAUAAGCUGUUUCAACAAAUGACAUGUUAAAAUAUCAAGUAAACUAACGUAAGUGGAAUACUUUUUUUUUUUUUUUAACAUGGAGUACUUUUGAGAUUAGGUUGUUGCUCAGUUUAGUGAGUUCAAGCCAAUACUACACAUAUGAAAUAUAAAAAUAAGCUGGUUCUGCUAUAUAGAAUUCUUCUAAGUUUCUUGUGAUUUUUUUUCCUGUCCCCUUUUCUCUUCUGGCUGUAGAUCUACAUGAGUAUCCAUAGGGUGACCGUACUUUUCUAAAAGAGUAUGGAUGGGCUGGGGACAUAACUCAGUGGUGUAAACGCCUGCCUGGCAAGCGCAAGGUACCGAGUUCCAUCCCUGGUACCGCCAAAAAAAAAAAAAAAACCCAGACCAAAAAAAAAAAACUAUGGUGAAUGCAUGUGCAGUAGGGCUCGUCUAGAAGGAUCACCCAGGUUAUUAUGGAAACUGCCCUCUAACAUGGGCAGAAUCGGUGUCUUAUGUACUUCCUACCAUGACACCUGCAAGUUAGAAAAUGCUUUUUAAAAGUUGCAGUGGUAGUUCGGCAUGGUGCUGUGUGCCUAUAACCCAGCACUUGGGUUGGAUCCAAGGCCAGCCUGGGCUACAUGGUAAGACCCACCCUGUUUCCA
Messenger RNA from Octodon degus (degu), 2296 nucleotides. It is a transcript of the gene Nkiras1, whose product is annotated as NFKB inhibitor interacting Ras like 1. Gene Ontology annotation, molecular function: GTP binding; GTPase activity. The record is from RefSeq and is a predicted model, not a curated record. Gene Ontology annotation, biological process: canonical NF-kappaB signal transduction. Bases 179 to 757 code for a protein of 192 amino acids. Lineage: Eukaryota; Metazoa; Chordata; Mammalia; Rodentia; Octodontidae. The transcript has 4 exons.